Geodia barretti is the source of this 1410-nucleotide messenger RNA. The record is from the annotation of a GenBank genome assembly. Lineage: Eukaryota; Metazoa; Porifera; Demospongiae; Tetractinellida; Geodiidae.
CAGGCACUGGCACACCAUCAGAUUUUGACAGCGAGUCUCAUGGUGUGAUAUUCCAGCCAAGAAGUUCCCGACAGUGUGUCUAUUUCAACAUCACAGAUGACAAUAUUGUGGAAGAGAGAGAGUGCUUCAAUGUCACUUUGGGAAGGACUGCAGACCUGGACGAUAGAGUUCAGCUUGGACGAAUGUCUACGACCAUUUAUAUCAAUGAUAAUGACGGGGCAACAGUGAGACUGGAUCCACUAGUUACGGUGAAUACUGAGGGAAGAUCUGUCGAACUCUGUGCUAUCGUGGAGUCUGCCAUCACAGGCUGUCGCAUUGAAUAUGAUUUCAACAUAACUUUUGAUAUCAGAGGAACUGCAGACGAAGGAGAAGACUAUUCUGGUCUGGAGUCAUACCUAACCAUACCUAAAUGCAGAAACAGGCAGUGUAUGAUGAUACAAAUCACAGAGGACCAGGUUGUGGAAAUGAAAUGAGACCAUUUUAGUUAGGAUUUCUCAGAGUGUGAACUCUGUCAGCUAUGACAGCAGUACAGCGACCAUCACCAUCUAUGACAACGACAAUGCGAUGGUCCGCCUCAGGUCUCUCUACCAGAUAGUACGGGAGAAUGUUGGUAGAGCGAGUGUUUGUGCUGUCGUCAGUGGACAUCCUCUUAAAUCUAUUGCCUUCCCCUUUUUAUAUACGGUUCAGAUUUAACCCCGAGAGUGCAACUCGUCCUGAAGACUUUAGUACGGCACAGGUAGAUGUGAGAUAUGAUCCUGUCCGGAACAAGGCGUGUGCUCAGCUGGUAGUGGUGGACUUUCCUGGAGCGGAGUUGCCCGAGUCGCUCUGUGUGCAGAUCGAACUGAAGGACGAUCAUUCAGCCAUUCAGAUCAGCAACACUCAGAAUUAUGGAAUCAUUGAGAUAAUGGAUGACGACAUUGCUGGAAUAGGUCUGGAGAGGACUGUCUACACUAUGAGCUCUACUGCUGAAACAGUGGAAGUGUGUCUCUACGUAUCAAGGCCAGCAAUAAGUUGCCCCAUCACUUUCCCCUUCGACAUCUUCUUCAAUUUAACAACCAGUGCAGGUGUGUUUGAAGUUGAUACAACCCAAGAGCUCAGUCAGGGCGAUGGCGUCGAUGAAGAAGGACGCGGACUCUACAAACUCCUCUUUGACGCGUGCCAGAAGCGAUUCUGUUUCGACAUCAGUCGGAGGGACGUAACAAGUGGAGUCCGUGGAAGGUUUGAGAUGACUGUAACCAGGACACCAGACCACGGCCGGACCACCGAGAUCGUUCCAAACAGGGGAUAUAUCGAAAUUCGUUAACGCGACUAUACUGAAUGAAGAACUGCAAACUGUAUGCUAUAGAGGGAGCUGUGAAUUCCCCCAUUGAUUAAUCGUACUAUAAUUGGUGAAAUUUGAUGUAUUUUGCU